Messenger RNA from Engraulis encrasicolus (European anchovy), 2008 nucleotides. It is a transcript of the gene foxf2a, whose product is annotated as forkhead box F2a. The coding region runs from base 387 to 1532 and encodes 381 amino acids. Gene Ontology annotation, molecular function: DNA-binding transcription factor activity, RNA polymerase II-specific; RNA polymerase II cis-regulatory region sequence-specific DNA binding. NCBI's taxonomy places the organism in Eukaryota, Metazoa, Chordata, Actinopteri, Clupeiformes, Engraulidae. The record is from RefSeq and is a predicted model, not a curated record. Gene Ontology annotation, cellular component: nucleus. Gene Ontology annotation, biological process: animal organ morphogenesis; regulation of transcription by RNA polymerase II. The transcript is spliced from 2 exons.
CGAAUUGAUAGGUGGUCGCGUUUUGUUUGGCCGAGUGGAUCUGCGCAAGAGAGCCCAGGAGCGUUGCGUUCCCUUCUCUUAAAGGAUUAGAACUUGCGAUGGCCACCAAAAGACUGCGGAAGAACCGCUGCUCUGGCGACACACAGCUGGUGCCUCGGAUAAGUGCGCAUGGAAGUUCCACAGGGCAUUGACCUCUGAAAUUAGUAGCCUACGAUUGGAAACUCCCUCCGCUAUCUUUUGGACACUUUGAGUUGUAGGGUAAAUGAGACUUAAUUAUUUUCAAGUGCAUGCUGGACCUGUGAGGCGUUAAUCACAAAUCUCUUUUACGACUCCUGCAUCUACUUUGGUCGCUCGUUGUGAUUUCAGUUCGAGAAAAUUACGCAGAGAUGACAACUGAAACCGCGCAGCAGCAGCUGGACCCGGCGCCUCUGCGAUCCAGCCCAGCAUCCGGUGCUAUGCAUUCCGCGCUGCAGAACGCACAGACCGUACUGGAUGCCGCGGGAUCAUCGACCACCACUAAGGGCAAGAAAGCAAACUCAGGCAUGAGGCGCCCCGAAAAACCGCCGUACUCUUAUAUCGCCCUAAUUGUUAUGGCCAUUCAGAGUUCUCCUACAAAGAGGUUAACUCUGAGUGAGAUCUACCAAUUUCUCCAGGCCCGGUUCCCUUUCUUCCGGGGGUCCUACCAGGGUUGGAAGAAUUCAGUUAGACACAAUCUCUCGCUGAACGAAUGCUUCAUUAAGUUGCCGAAGGGCCUUGGAAGACCAGGCAAAGGACAUUACUGGACAAUAGACCCUGGCAGCGAGUUCAUGUUUGAGGAAGGGUCUUUUCGCCGUAGACCGCGAGGAUUUCGUAGGAAAUGUCAAGCCCUGAAACCAAUGUACCGGAUGAUGAACGGCAUCGGCUUCGGCACAUCCAUGCUGCCUCAGAACUUUGAUUUCCAGUCACCCUCUGCAUCUUUGGCCUGCCACGCCAAUGGUUACAAUCUGGACAUGAUGACUAACGCUGGUGUGCCAGGGGGAUACGAUGGGUUGAGUGCGGGCCACCAUGUGCCUCACAUGUCGCCCAGUCCGGGAUCCACCUACAUGGCGGCUUGUCAAGUGACGUCUAACGGUGACUAUGGUCCCGAUAGCAGCAGCAGUCCCCUACAUUCACCCCCUGCGAUGGGCAGCUCACUGGAGUGUCACUCUCCGUAUGCAACGUCGGCGCACUGGGCCUCAUCCAGUGUGUCACCCUACAUCAAGCAGCAACCACUCGCUUCUAACAGCCCGACAUCCUCUGGUUUACAUUCGAGUAUGUCUCCGUAUUCCAUUGAGCAGAGCUACCUUCACCACAACGGCAGGGACUCCUCUGAUAUUUCAGUGGGAAUACCUCGAUAUCAAAGUCACUCUUCACCAGUAUGUGACAGGAAAGAUUUUGUGUUGAACUUUAAUGGGAUCACAUCUUUCCAUCCUACUGCUAGUGGAUCUUACUACCACCAACUGCAUCAUCAUCAUCAAGGUGUGUGUCAAGAUGUCAAGCCGUGCGUAAUGUAACCGCCGACGCCCGACUCAAAUGCCAAAACUAUGUUGACCAUGGACACUGGACAGCAUGUAGGCCUAUUUCUCGUAAGUUAAAGCCAAUCAGUGUUAAAAACAAAGGAAGACCAAUUUCUCCUGUGAUACCGUAGAGCAUCCAAAGGAAAAUGACUUUAUCCGGGGUGAAAGGUUACCAUGUAAGGGAGGGGAAUGAUAGGGCUUCACUUUUGUUUCUGUCAUGGAUAUAUCAGGACUUUUACUCAUUCACAUACAAGCAACAACACAAAACAAACAAGCGACAUGUGCACAAUCAAAUCACACCACAAAUGCCUAUAAAAUGAUUGUAUUCUCAGGUCAUUUAUGCAACGACCUGCCUUAAUGUCAAAUGAAGUCAGUAACCAUCGUGUCAGUUUUAUAUCAAUGUUUCUUUUAUUUCUAUAACAAACUACACACAGUUUUGAUGAUUUAAUAACUGCACUUAUGUUAGAUUUCAA